GCUCCGGACCCCGGCAGCUCUGGCUCCGGCUCCGGAGGCAGCCAGCACAGAGGCUCGCGGACGCCGUGUUUCGAGGCACACCCCGGUAUGCCCCCGUCUCUCGACUUCAAUGAGUUCGCGCCACCGCCGCCGCAGUUCCCGCCACCGGACCUGACGAGUGGCGCGCGCGCCGCGCACUUCGCCCACCACCCUCAGUCCGGCUCGGCCGCCUCUGUGCGCGGGCUGGGCUCUCCGCGAUCGCAGCGCCGCCACGCGGCCAGCUCGGGAACUGGUAGUUCGCGCUCGGCCCGCUCGGCGUGCGGCCGUCAGCCGCUUUACAACGUAAGCGGCGAGCCGCGAGGAGAGAUGCGAGCGGAACCCAGCUGCGGUGAGGACGAUUACGAAUACGAGGCGGCACCGCUGAUGAGUCGCGGCGGUCGGGAGCGGCGCGGGCGACCUUCCCGCGGCGGCGAGCCGCGGCUGCAGCUUCAGGAGCGUCCCGGCGCUCCUCACCUACAGCUGUACGGCGCUCCUGAGGAGUCAGAGCUCUCCGAGCGUGCCAGUCCCGAGUCGUCGGUGAACGGCGAGGCGGGCGGCAGCUGGGAGCCCACCUCCUGUGACGAAGAGAGCGAGCUCAGUGACACAGACGUCGGCUACAACGAGGCGGUGCUGCGCGCGGCUCAGCAGGCCGGGAUCACGGUGUCGGGCAGCCGGUCGGGGCGGCGGCGGCACUCUCCGCACCAACACUACUCGACAGACAGCACGUACCAGGGCCGGCCGGCGCGGCACCACCGGAAGCGGGCCCACCCGGCGGCCAGCAGCCUCGACAGGGCGCACCCGCCAGGACCUGCGCCGGAGAGCUUCGCUCAGCGUGAUUACCGCCUGGGGGAGGGACGCGGGGUAGACGAGAGUGGUCCCUUGCUGGUCAACGGCGCCACGUGAGCAGCUGAUUGUGCUCACGGACCGGCAAUGAACACGACGAACUGAACAGACUCAUCGUCGAGUCCGAUAUCCGGCUCCCGAGUCAGGCCGGCUGAUGGCUCAGAGUGAGAUGAGCUAGAACCCUCGGCGAGGGAGAGUCAGUGUGCUAGUGAAGACUCGUGACGAGACAUGCUUGUGCCACGAUGCGCGUUUGUAAGCAGUGCGGUGCGCUAGUUGAUAUUGUGAUCCGUAUAUUACGUUGUGCGCGCUUUGAGAUUGUGUCCAUUCAUGUGAUUUUGUUAAGCCUGCUUUUUACUUUUAUAGAAGCGUUUUUUCAUAGUUUCACAUCGCUGCGUCCUUUCUCCCAGUCUGUUUUGUUCAGACAGUAUGCUUAGUCUCAUAGGUUUUCUACGCUUGUUACCGACAAUACCAUAACCGUUUUUCAGGCUUCUGUGAUCUUUUGAUCAUCAUUGAUCACCGGCCCCGUAUGACCACUUUUGUCGCCCCCUGGCCUGCCGUUGUUCCAUUUGAACACCACUGUUGCAAACUGACUUUUCUGCGUGAACCCAUUUAGCGAGCUGUCCGAGGUCCUCUCUGUGUGCGUGUUGGUCUUCUGUAGUGCUGAUAACAGUUGGCAUUGUUACCUAUUGUCAGGUGCACCCGACAGUAGCGCUCGGGCCCGAGCCGAGAGGCGGCGUGUGUUUUGUGCGUGCACAACCGGCGUAGGAGGGCGCACGGGGCGCUCGCUGCGCCGACCGACCCUGCCGCUACCCUCGGCGGCGGUGGGGAGAGAGUAGAGACCGCUACCAUCCUGGUAGAGACCGCUACCAUCCUGGUGACGCACGUACAGGCUGUGAUAAUUUAUACACACGCGUCUCGGUGUGUGAGGCGGAGAGCGCCGGCGCGCAAUAAUUCCCCUUGUGAUUGUGCGAGGACCGGACAGCGGCGGCGCGCGGCGGUGGCGGCGGCCCGAUCUACUAGUCACGAGCUCAGACUCCCUCUCGGCUCCGUCAGAUGCUGCUACUACCGCCGUGCUGCCGCCUCGCUCCCGUCCCCCUCUAUCUCCAAGUGAGCGCGCUUUGUCAGAAUAUACGAUCCAGAUUCGU
Amphibalanus amphitrite is the source of this 2006-nucleotide messenger RNA. RefSeq lists its product as uncharacterized. The transcript is spliced from 3 exons. NCBI's taxonomy places the organism in Eukaryota, Metazoa, Arthropoda, Thecostraca, Balanomorpha, Balanidae. The record is from RefSeq and is a predicted model, not a curated record. Bases 88 to 921 code for a protein of 277 amino acids.